Molecule: messenger RNA, 2178 nt
Organism: Pichia kudriavzevii
Lineage: Eukaryota; Fungi; Ascomycota; Pichiomycetes; Pichiales; Pichiaceae
Exons: 1
Coding region: 1-2178 (725 amino acids)
Biological process (GO): threonyl-tRNA aminoacylation
Cellular component (GO): cytoplasm
Molecular function (GO): ATP binding; threonine-tRNA ligase activity
Source: RefSeq, a predicted model, not a curated record
AUGUCUACAGAAGAAGUACAAAAGAAAGUUGAAAAUCUUUCUGUCAACGAAGAAAAGCCUGCACCAGCAGCAGCAAAGCCAAAGAAGGAGAAGAAGGAAAAGAAAGCAAAGGAAGGUGAAUCAAGCAGACCUGUUUUUUUGAAUCCCCAACCAGAAUUUAUUGACCACAGAAUCAAAAUCUUUGAGCAAAUCAAGGCAAAGAGGGAAGCAGAAAUUGCAGCAAAAGAAAGAAAGCCGAUUAAGAUUACUUUAAAAGAUGGAACUGUUAAAGAAGGUGUUUCAUGGGAAACCUCACCAGCAGAUAUUGCGAAAGAAAUCGGUAAAUCAUUCUCUGAAAGACAAGUCAUCUCCAAGGUCGAUGGAGAAUUAUGGGAUUUAGAGAGACCAUUAGAAAAAGACUCUCAGUUAGAGUUUCUUGACUUUGAACAUCCAGAAGGUAAGGCUGUUUUCUGGCAUUCAUCUGCUCAUGUUUUAGGUGAAGGUUGUGAGUGUCACUUUGGUGCACACCUAUGUUUUGGCCCACCAACUGAGGAUGGUUUCUUCUAUGACAUGGCUAUCGAUGAAGGUAAGACUGUUGUCUCUCAAGCAGAUUUCAAAAAUAUUGAAGCUGCAUGUCAAAAGGCUAUCAAGGAUAAACAAAAAUUCGAAAGGUUAGUUAUGACGAAAGAAGAAUUACUUGAAAUGUUUAACUACAAUAAAUACAAACAAGAAUUGAUCAAGUCCAAGAUUCCAGAUGGUACAUCUUCCACGGUUUACAGAUGUGGUCCUUUGAUUGAUUUAUGUAGAGGUCCUCAUGUUCCUCAUACUGGCAGAAUCAAAACAUUCAAGGUUCUGAAGAAUUCUGCUUCAUACUUUUUAGGGGACGCUAACAACGACUCCCUUCAAAGAGUUUAUGGUGUUUCUUUCCCUGAUAAACAACAAAUGAAGGACUACUUGAAGUUCUUAGAAGAAGCUGCUGCGAGAGAUCACCGUAAAAUCGGUAGAGAACAAGAUUUAUUUUUUUUCAACGAAAUGUCACCAGGUUCUUGUUUUUGGUUGCCUCACGGUACUAGAAUUUACAACACUUUGGUUGACAUGAUGAGGGAACAGUACCAAAUCAGAGGAUAUCAAGAAGUCAUCACCCCUAACAUGUAUAAUGCAAAGUUGUGGGAAACCUCGGGUCACUGGGCUAAUUAUAAAGAAAACAUGUUUACCUUCGAAGUUGAGAAAGAAACUUUUGGUUUGAAACCAAUGAACUGUCCGGGACAUUGUUUAAUGUUUAAAUCAAGGGAGAGAUCAUAUAGAGAAUUGCCUUGGAGAGUUGCUGAUUUCGGUGUGAUCCACAGAAACGAAUAUUCUGGUGCAUUGUCUGGCCUAACCAGAGUUAGAAGAUUCCAGCAAGAUGAUGCUCAUAUUUUCUGUACACAAGACCAAAUUGGUGAUGAAAUCACUGGUAUUUUUGAUUUCUUGAAGCAUGUUUAUGGUAUCUUCGGCUUCGAUUUCAAGAUGGAGCUAUCUACCAGACCUGAAAAAUAUGUCGGUGAUCUUGAGACAUGGAACGGUGCAGAAGCGAAGUUAGAAGAAGCAUUGAACAAAUGGGGAGGUGACUGGGAAAUCAAUGCUGGUGAUGGUGCCUUCUACGGUCCAAAAAUUGAUAUUAUGAUAUCUGAUGCAUUGAGAAGAUGGCACCAAUGUGCUACUAUUCAAUUGGACUUCCAGUUGCCAAACAGAUUUGAAUUAGAAUUCAAGGGUAAAGAGGAAACUAACGCUGUCAGACCAGUCAUGAUUCACAGGGCUAUUUUGGGCUCUGUUGAAAGAAUGACAGCAAUUUUAACGGAACAUUUUGCAGGUAAAUGGCCAUUCUGGUUAUCCCCAAGACAAGUUCUAGUUGUUCCAGUUGGUGUGAAAUACUUUGAAUAUGCAGAAGAGGUUCAACAGAAGUUGCAUAAUGCUGGAUUCUUUGCUGAUGUCGAUGUUACCGGUAAUACCUUACAAAAGAAGGUCAGAAACGGACAAGUUCAAAAAUACAAUUUUAUUUUCAUUGUUGGUGAACAAGAAUCCACUGAAAAGUCUGUCAAUAUUAGAAACAGAGAUAUCCAAGACUUGCAGGGUAAAAACGAAGCUGUUUCUUUGGAUACUGUCAUUGCGCAAUUACUCAAGUUGAAGGAAUCUAAAAGAGCCGACAACAAGUUGGAGUAA